UGGACUCCAAUUUUGGCGUAUACCAAGGUUUUUGAUUGGGGACAGUAGCCUCUACUAAUCUUGCAAGUGUGGUUGGCUUCUGCACAGCAAAAUGGAGAAGAGAGAAAAAGCUCACUGCCUGGUUUUGUUCUAUCCAAUCCAAGGCCACAUUAAUCCCAUGCUCCAAUUCUCCAAGCGUUUACAGCACAAAGGACUCAAAGUCACAUUGGUCACUACCCGCUCUGUUCACAAGGCUUUGCAUGGAGAUGGAGGUGGAAAAUCACCAUCAUCAUUUUCUUCCAUUGCAUUGGAGACCAUUUCUGAUGGGUUUGAUGGAGAAGGUGGGAGUUCCCAAGCAGAGAGCAUCCAGGCCUACUGGGACCGUUUUCGGGAAAUCGGCUCACAGACUUUGGCUGAGCUCAUUGACAAGCUCUCUGCCUCAGGCCACCCUGCUGAUUGUUUAGUUUAUGAUCAAAUUUUGCCUUGGGCUCUUGAUGUGGCCAAAAGGGUUGGGAUUGCUGGGGCCGCUUUCUUCACUGUAUCUUGUGCUGUUACCAACAUAUACUCUCUUGUCCAUAAAGGGCUGCUCAAACUUCCUCUCAAUCCUGACUCUGAGAUUUUGCUGCCUGGAUUGCCACCUCUUCAACCUUCAGACACCCCAUCUUUCAUCUAUGCUCCUGAAUCUUACCCUGCUUUCUUUAAACUGUGUGUGGAGCCGUUCUCUAAUCUUGACAAAGCUGAUUGGGUCUUCUACAGCACAUUUUAUGAGCUGGAACAUGAGACGGUGGAUUGGAUGGCAAAAUUUUGGCCAUUGAGGACUAUUGGACCAACCAUACCAUCCAUGUACCUGGAUAAGCGUCAUGAAGAAGACAAGGAAUAUGGUCUCAACCUCCUAAAUCCAAACAGUGAUGCCUGCAUGAAAUGGUUAAAUGCAAAGCCAAAAGGGUCUGUAGCAUAUGUGUCAUUCGGCAGUGUGGCAAAACUCGGAGAAGAGAAAAUGGAGGAACUUUGUUUGGGUUUGAGGAGAAGCAAAUGCUAUUUCUUGUGGGUGGUGAGGGCAUCAGAAUCAGCUAAGCUGCCAAAAGGGUUUGCAGAGGAGACGUCUGAAAAGGGUUUGGCGGUGUCAUGGUGUCCUCAAUUGGAAGUGUUGGCACAUGAGGCUGUAGGAUGCUUCGUCACACAUUGUGGUUGGAACUCUACUUUGGAGGCCUUGAGUUUAGGAGUUCCAAUGGUGGCAGUUCCACAGUGGGUUGACCAGGGCACCAAUGCCAAGUUCAUCAUGGAUGUGUGGAAAAUAGGGCUUAAAGCUCAAGCUGAUGAGAAAGGGAUAGUGAGAGGAGAAGAAAUUGCUCAUUGUGUGAGAGAAAUAUUGGAGGGGGAGAGAGGGAAGGAGAUUCGAAAGAACGCUUCGAAGUGGAAAGCAUUGGCCAAGAGUGCAGUGGAUGAAGGUGGAAGUUCUAAUAAAAACAUUGAUGAGUUCAUUGCAAAACUGGUUCAGAAUUAGAACUAGCUAGGCAAAGCUGUGGUGUAUUUCUGAAAAAAAAUCCUUGUACUAGUCCUCUUGUGGAAAAUGUUAUUAGGGACUGACUAAUAAGUUUUAAAAGUCAGAAGUUCGUGUCUUCACUAUUAAAAUAA
Prunus mume (Japanese apricot) is the source of this 1614-nucleotide messenger RNA. RefSeq names its product mogroside I-E synthase-like. NCBI's taxonomy places the organism in Eukaryota, Viridiplantae, Streptophyta, Magnoliopsida, Rosales, Rosaceae. The record is from RefSeq and is a predicted model, not a curated record. Gene Ontology annotation, molecular function: quercetin 7-O-glucosyltransferase activity; quercetin 3-O-glucosyltransferase activity.